Eleginops maclovinus (Patagonian blennie) is the source of this 2773-nucleotide messenger RNA. RefSeq names its product protein tyrosine phosphatase non-receptor type 1 (gene ptpn1). Bases 179 to 1513 code for a protein of 444 amino acids. Lineage: Eukaryota; Metazoa; Chordata; Actinopteri; Perciformes; Eleginopidae. The record is from RefSeq and is a predicted model, not a curated record. Gene Ontology annotation, molecular function: protein kinase binding; non-membrane spanning protein tyrosine phosphatase activity. The transcript is spliced from 9 exons. Gene Ontology annotation, cellular component: cytoplasm; early endosome; endoplasmic reticulum. Gene Ontology annotation, biological process: peptidyl-tyrosine dephosphorylation; negative regulation of ERK1 and ERK2 cascade; negative regulation of PERK-mediated unfolded protein response.
ACCGUUUGGCGCACUUCCUUCCUGGAGGUUCAGAGGAGGAACAGAGGCUGUUUCCGGUAACAGGAGAGAGAGAACACGGUCUAUAAUCUGAGAAAACUGUUAAAAAAGAACCGUAAAAAUCACCGGCGAGCUGCGGCUCUCCUGAGUCCGGGGGGAGAGGCUGAGGAGACGGACUGACAUGGAGGCAGAGUGUCGGGAGAUCGAUGAGACCGGGAGCUGGAACGCCGUUUACCAGGAGAUCCGACAGCAGUCGUGUGAGCUGGCGUGCAAAGUAGCCAAACUGCCUGAAAACAAGAACCGGAACCGUUACAGAGACGUUAGCCCUUUCGACCACAGCAGAAUAUGUCUGCAGCUCGGUACCAACAACUACAUCAACGCCAGCCUGAUCACAGUGGAGGAGGCGCAGAGGAACUACAUCCUCACUCAGGGACCCCUCCCCAACACCUGUGGGAACUUCUGGGAGAUGGUGUGGGAGCAGAGGAGCCGGGGGGUGGUGAUGCUGAACCGAGUGGUGGAGAAAGGAUCGAUUAAGUGUGCUCAGUACUGGCCCCAAAAAGAAGAGAGGGACGCCGUGUUCGAGGACACCAACUUCAAACUCACCUUCGUCUCUGAGGACGUCAAGUCCUAUUACACAGUGAGGCAGCUGGAGCUGGAAAACCUCUCGACCGGAGAGACCCGGGAGAUCCUGCACUUCCACUACACCACCUGGCCAGACUUCGGGGUCCCAGAGUCCCCGGCUUCCUUCCUGAACUUCCUGUUUAAGGUGCGGGAGUCUGGCUGUCUGACCUCCGAGGGCCCGGUGGUGGUUCACUGCAGCGCCGGCAUCGGACGCUCCGGGACCUUCUGCCUGGUGGACACCUGCCUCCUGCUGAUGUCGACCCGUAAGGACCCGUCCUCGGUCAGGAUCCGGGAUGUCCUGCUGGAGAUGAGGCGGUACCGGAUGGGUUUGAUCCAGACGGCGGAUCAGCUCCGGUUCUCCUACCUCGCCGUCAUCGAGGGAGCCAAAUACAUCGGGGGGGACACGAGUCUGCAGGAGUCGUGGAAGGAGCUGUCCAACGAGGAAGACGAUCCUCCAGAGUUCACCCCCCCGCCUCCCCUCCCUCCCCCAAGAGACCCUCCCAACGACAGCCGGUCGGCGCCAUCCUUCUUCCCCGAACACGAGGAGGUCCUCCAGCAGACGGAGAUCCGCAGCCUCGGGUCCUCUCUGGAGCCGGAGCUGAGGAAGAGGAACCUGGCGGCUCCCCCGCCUCCUGCUGACAUCCAGAAGGAGGAUCCUCCUGCUGACAUCCAGAAGGAGGAUCCUCCGUCUGCAGCUCCUCCCAAACCCCCCCGACAGCCGCUGCAGCCGGAGGAGGAGGAGCAGGAGGAGAAGCUGCAGGAGCCUCUGGAGGAGUUGGUCCCCCCUAAGGCCCCCCCAGGUCCUGGUUCCUUGUCCCCCCUUGUCACCAACGUGUGCCUCGCCUCAGCUCUGGUUGUCGGAGCGUACGUCUGCUACAGAGCCUGCUUCCAGUGAGGGCCCCCCCCCACCAGACCCUCUCCCAUAUCACCGAGCGGCAGGAGUCCAGUCCCUGCCGUGUGUGUGUGUGUGUGUGUGUGUGUGUGUGUGUGUGUGUGUGUGUGUGUGUGUGUGUGUGUGUGUGUGUGUGUGUGUGUGUGUGUGUGUGUGUGUGUGUGUGUGUGUGUGUGUGUGUGUGUGUGUGUGUGUGUGUGUGUGUGUGUGUGGUGAGCGUUCUGCUGAUGCUGGAGUUAAAUCAGUGUGAAAUAUUAGAGUAAGGUUCACAGACGGACAGAAACGCUGGGAUCCGUUUCUACGUUUGAUCUGAUCUGUGUUUAAAAACUACAGAGGCUACACACACACACACACACACACACACACACACACACACACACACACACACACACACACACAGACAAAGCUUCUGAAGCUCAGACGUUCAGAUCAGAUUUAGAAAGCGUAUCACCAGAGUUUUCUCUCAUUUGUCCUUCUGGGCUUCCGUACUUUGGAAAAUCAACCCGGUGCAGAGGCGAGCUCUCUUCCUCUUCCUCACACGCUCGUCAUCUUGAGAUUUUGAAUAACGUUAUAACACCGGCGUUUCCUUUGGCGUUUACGGGGAUACCUGAAGAGCUGCGACUCGUUUGUCUGAAGUGUGCUUCCAGCCUGUGUGUGAUCGGCUUUAUUUCGUAUGAAAUUUGAUAUAUUUGGACAUUUCAAGACAUCGCAGUGAACAUUUCUUACCAUUAUUAGAGAAAAUAGUCCCUUCAUUUCAAUUCUGGUGCUUUAUUAAAAUGCCUUUAUCCUUACUGGUGAUUUAUCAAACAAUAUUAAUCCCAAAAGAAAAGCAGAUUCCUUAAUCAUGGCGACGGGUUGAUCUAAGGAACAGUAUUUAAGUGUUGCCUUAUUUUUGAGCCAUUUCCCACCAUGUGUCCUGGUUGGAGCUCCUGAAGAGUCCCCAGUGGUCCGGCUGAACCCUCCUCCACAGAGACAGGGAUCAAACCAAACACCCAGCACCAGCGCAGAGGAGCUGUCGUCGUCGUCCUUUUGUACAAUAAAGUUUGUGAGCGCGCUGCAGAGUGGAGGACAGGUGUGAGAUCACCUGAGCUCCAGAAUGUAUCCUCCUCCUCCUCCUCCUCCUCCUCCUCCUCCUCAAAGAUAAAUAUAUAUUUUGUUAAAUCAGGUUUCAGUUUGCAUCUGUUUUUCUAUACUCAUAACGCUGAGCAAAACAUGUAUUUUUUUAUUUACAUUUGUUCUUUUUAAAUAAAUACAAACAAAGUG